Molecule: messenger RNA, 3159 nt
Organism: Selaginella moellendorffii
Lineage: Eukaryota; Viridiplantae; Streptophyta; Lycopodiopsida; Selaginellales; Selaginellaceae
Product: elongation factor-like GTPase 1
Exons: 2
Coding region: 29-3058 (1009 amino acids)
Biological process (GO): cytosolic ribosome assembly
Cellular component (GO): ribonucleoprotein complex; cytosol
Molecular function (GO): GTPase activity; GTP binding; ribosome binding
Source: RefSeq, a predicted model, not a curated record
CCCUAGACCGCGUUCGCAUUCUAGGGCAAUGGAGAGGGAGGCGGCGAGGACGCGAAAUAUUUGCAUUCUCGCGCACGUCGAUCACGGCAAGACCACCCUCGCGGAUCAUCUCAUCGCCGGCGCUGGAGGCGGUGUCUUGCAUCCCAAGCAAGCUGGUAAGCUGCGGUACCUGGAUUACAGGGACGAUGAGCAGCAGCGCGCCAUCACGAUGAAGAGCGCCUCGAUUGCGCUUAGAUUCCAGGGACAUUCCGUCAAUCUCAUCGAUUCUCCCGGCCACAUUGAUUUCUGCAGCGAGGUUUCCACCGCCGUGAGGCUGAGCGAUGGGGCGCUGGUCCUUGUGGAUGUUUGCGAGGGCGUCCACAUUCAAACACACGCGGUGCUUCGCCAGGCCUGGAUGGAACAAGUGAAGCCGUGCUUGGUUCUCAACAAAAUGGAUCGUCUCAUCACCGAGCUCAAAUUGACGCCUUUGGAGGCCUACACUCGAAUGAAGGGAAUUAUCUCCGAAGUGAACAGCAUAAUGAGUGGAUUUCGAUCUGAGAAGUAUUUAUCGGAUGUGGAUUCCAUUCUUGCAGGAGCUGAGGAGAAGGCCAACGGACGCGAGCAAGAAGAUGGUGAUUCUUUUGACGACUACGAUGAUAGCGAAUCCGAGAAGGAUGUUUUCUCUCCGCAGCAGGGAAACGUAGCCUUCUCCAGCGCCGUCGAUGGGUGGGCUUUUAGAACGUACCAGUUCGCGGAGUUAUACCGGGCAAAGCGGGGAUUUAGUCUUGCGUCGCUGAGGAAGUCUCUGUGGGGUGACUUCUACUUCUUAGCAAAGGAGGAGAAAAUCGUGGGGAAGAAGGCCGCUGGGAAGCACAAGCCGAUGUUCGUCCAGUUCAUAUUGGAGCCGCUAUGGCAAGUUUACAACGCCUGCAUGGAAGGGAAGCAAGGGAUCGAAAUGCUUAACAAGGUGGUGGAGAAAAUGAAGCUCACCAUAUCGGUUCGUGAGCUUCAGAACAGGGAUCCAAAGAUAGUUCUGCAGGCGGUCAUGAGCAAGUGGCUUCCUCUCCACGACAACAUCUUGUCAAUGGUGCUGGAAGUUCUACCAGAUCCGGCCACAGCUCAAGCAUACCGCACAACAACAAUGUAUCCCAGAAGGCUUGUUGCUUCUAGUACCAGCCAGGACGUAGAAGCUGAGCUUGAAGCCGUGAGAAGGGCCGUGGAGAGUUGUGACGAUCGACCAGAGGCUCCAUGCGUGACGUUUGUUUCGAAAAUGUUUGCGGUUCCAGUUGAGAUGAUGCCUCGCGGAGAGGAUCUUUUCAAAACGGACUGGAAUGCAGGUGAUAUAGAUGCAUCACACAGGGAAUGUUUCUUAGCUUUCGCCAGGGUCUUCAGCGGAGUGAUAUCAGUGGGACAGCACGUGUUUGUUCUCUCGGCUCUCUACGAUCCAACUGAGGCGCAGCAAGAAAAAAAGAACCUCCAGGUAGCGAGAGUGGAAGCGCUUUACAGUAUGAUGGGCCGAGGCCUGGAGCCUUGUGACAAAGCCACUGCCGGCAACGUCGUGGCCAUUCGAGGACUCGGCCAGUAUAUCUUGAAGUCGGCAACUCUAUCGUCUACUCAGAACUGUUGGCCUUUCGCCGGUUUGAACUUCCAGGCUGCUCCAAUCGUCCGUGUGGCAGUGGAAUCAUCGGAUCCAGCGAACAUGGCUGCGCUCUCGAGAGGCUUAAGACUACUUAACAGAGCCGAUCCUUUCGUGGAAGUGAGCCUCUCCAGCACUGGCGAGCACGUCAUCUCCGCGGCUGGGGAAGUUCAUUUGGAGCUGUGCAUCAAGGAUUUGAAAGAGCGGUUCGCCUGCGUGGAGCUGGAAGUAUCUCCGCCUCUAGUGGCAUUUCGAGAAACCAUAGACGAGAACGCGACCGAGGUUAAGACCGACUAUGUGGAAGUGACUACACCCAACGGCCGAUGCACUAUACGUGUUCACGUCGCGAGGAUGCCGAGCUCACUGACUCAGCUGCUGGACGAGAGUGCGGAGCUGCUCAAGAACUUGGUCUCCGGCAAGAAGAAGCCGCAGACAGCCAUCGAAGGCAAAGCCGAUCCGGUGGAAGCAAUGAAAGCACGGCUACUAGCAGCUGCAUCCGGUGAUUCCGAGAAGAAGAAAGGUGACGGAAGUUUUGAGAAGGAACUGAAACGAAUCUGGGCUCUUGGCCCGCGAGGAGUGGGACCGAACAUCCUUCUCGUCCCGGACUACGACCGCCCAGGACGGCCUAAAGGUGGUACAUCCAUCGACGGUAGCACGUCUACAGCAGAGAUACGAGGCUCUCCAUACGUGUCGGAGCUACUGGGCUUCGCUGUAGCUCACAAGCAGAGCACUGAUCCAGAGAGCUCGGGUUUACUCUCUGCCGAGGCCGAUGGACUGGAAGGCAACAUAGUUGCGGGGUUUCAACUAGCUACAGGAGCCGGGCCACUGUGCGAGGAGCCUCUAUGGGGACUGGUUUUCACGGUAGAAGCUUUCAUCUCCGAGGCAAGCACGGCCGAGAGCGCGGAAAGCCAAAACCAGCCGGGCACUUCGACGUCCUACGGCGUCUUCUCUGGCCAAGUUAUCACGGCGGUGAAGGAAGCUUGCCGGGCAGCGGUGCUACACAGGUGCCCGAGGCUCGUGGAAGCGAUGUAUCUGUGCGAGGUGAGCACCACCUCGCAGUACCUGGGACAGAUGUAUGGCGUGCUGGCCAAGAGGCGAGCUCGGGUGCUCAAGGAGGAGAUGCGCGAGGGGACGGACAUGUUCACGGUGCACGCCUUCAUGCCGGUGGCCGAGAGCUUUGGAUUCGCGGACGAGCUGAGGAGGAAGACGUCCGGCGCCGCGAGCCCGCAGCUGAUGCUGAGCCACUGGGAGGCGCUGGCGGAGGAUCCCUUCUUCGUGCCAAAGACCGAGGAGGAGCUGGAGGAGUUUGGGGAUGGAUCCAGCGUGCCGCAGAACACGGCCAGGAAGCUCAUCGAUGCGGUGAGGAGGAGGAAAGGGCUGCACGUCGAGGAGAAAGUAGUGCGCCACGCUACCAAGCAGAGGACGCUGGCCAGGAAAGUUUGAUUGAUAGUCACGAGAUGCGAGAGAAGAGAGGCUUUUCAAAAGAUGGAACCAGACAUGCAAUCGAAGUUAAAAUUGUUCUAACUAUUUCUUUUCUUUUUUAA